CACUGUCUAUUUCUCCAUGGAGGAGUGGGAGUAUAUAGAAAGACACAAGGAUCUCUACAAGGACGUCAUGACGGAGGACCACCAAAUCCUGAAUUAUGUGAAACUAGAAACGGAAAACGUUCACCUCAAUGAUAUAAUUCUGAAUCUCACACUGGAGAUCAUUUACCGUCUGACCGGAGAGAAUUAUGAAGUAGUGAAGUCGGUAUCUGGUGAACAGAUAACAACAACCAGCUGUCCCAAUGGGUCAUCUCACUUGGUGACAUCUGAGACGUACAACAAACCACAAUGGAGACCCAUCAGCCUUCUCCUUGAGUCAUUCCCCAUUACAGUGCCUCCACCUAAGUGCCUGAUGACUAAGAGAAAUGUUGAGAAGAUUCUAGAAGUCGCCAACAAGAUGAUUGAGCUGCUGACGGGAGAGGUUCCUAUAAGGUGUCAGGAUGUCACUGUCUAUUUCUCCAUGGAGGAGUGGAAGUAUUUAGAAGGACACAAGGAUCUCUACAAGGACGUCAUGACGGAGAAUCGGCAGAUGUCAACAUUAUUAGAUGUAUAUAAAGUUCACAAUACUUCAGAAGGACUAGUUAAUUUAUCUCCAGAUCGUAGCUUAGAAGACCUCAAACAAUAUUCUCCUAAUUUAAGCUCCAGAAUUUGUCCUAGAUCAAUGAAUUCAUCUGAUCCUGCCAAAACUUCUGAUCUCUCAGAGGACCACCCAAGUUUUCACAGUGCAUCUGAAGAUCCUUCUGACUCCGAAGAAUCGUCUUCUGGAACAUCACCUACUGUAAGGCACAGAGACAAGAAGAUAUUUCGAUGUUCUGAAUGUGAUAAAUGUUAUACAAGUAAGGAACAUGUCAUUAGACAUCAAGCCGUGCACACCGGGUUGCUCCCCCAUACAUGUUCGGAGUGUGGGAAAUCUUUUGGCGAAAAAGCAGUACUCAUCCAACAUCUUAGAGUUCACACUGAGGAGAGACCAUUUUCUUGCCCAGAAUGUGGACAGGGUUACAAGCAGAGAGCCCAUCUCACGAGUCAUCUUACUGUUCACUCAAGCGAGAAGCUUUUCUCAUGUUCAGAGUGUGGGAAAUGUUUUAAAAGAAAAGACUCCCUCACUGUACACCAGCGAAAUCACACGGGUAAAAAGCAACAUACUUGUACAGAAUGUGGUAAAAGUUUCACACGGAGGGGUAUACUCAUUAAACACCAACGUACCCACACAGAUGAUCGGCCAUUUUGUUGCACGGAGUGUGGAAAACUCUUUAAACAGAAGUUCUGCCUUGAUCAACAUUGGAAAAUUCACAUACAUGACUUCUCAUGUUCAGUUUGCAAGCUGAUGUUUAAAACAAGGCUAGAACUUACUAAACACUAUGGGAAAAAUUGUAGCAAGAAGGUCUUUCCGUGUUCCGAGUGCGAGAAAUUUUUUGGAAGCAAAUCGCAUCUCGUGACCCAUCUGAGAGUUCACACCGGUGAGAAGCCCUUUUCAUGUUCUGAAUGUGAGAAAUGUUUUAAAGAAAAAGGAGCGCUUAGUAAUCAUUUGAGACUUCACAACGGUAAGACGUUUUCGUGUUCAGAGUGCGGGAAAAAGUUCACGACUAAAAGAUAUCUAGUUAUACACCAGAGAAUUCACACAGGUGAGCCUACUUAUACCUGCACGGAGUGUGGGAAAGCAUUUAGGUGCAAAAGUUACCUUUUUCAACAUCAGAGACUACACACCGGUGAAACCUUCGCAUGCUCCGAUUGUGAGAAAGUCUUUAUCAAAAAGUCACUUCUUGCACAGCACCAGAGAAUUCACACGGGUAAAAAAACCCUAUGACUGUUCCAGGUGUGAGCAGUCGUUCGAAGCUCAUUAAGCACCAAAG
This is a messenger RNA of Rana temporaria (common frog), 1847 nucleotides long. RefSeq names its product gastrula zinc finger protein XlCGF57.1-like. Gene Ontology annotation, cellular component: nucleus. The transcript has 4 exons. Gene Ontology annotation, biological process: regulation of transcription by RNA polymerase II. Gene Ontology annotation, molecular function: DNA-binding transcription factor activity, RNA polymerase II-specific; RNA polymerase II transcription regulatory region sequence-specific DNA binding. The record is from RefSeq and is a predicted model, not a curated record. NCBI's taxonomy places the organism in Eukaryota, Metazoa, Chordata, Amphibia, Anura, Ranidae. Bases 17 to 1801 code for a protein of 594 amino acids.